AUGAGCCGCCGCGCGCCCUAUACGCGCCCGGCGAGGGGAUUUCAUCAUCGCGCGCAAUCCGCGCUCCCCGCCCCUCCGCCCUGCCCGGAUGCAGCAGCGGGACCCCCGGCCUGGAAGGCCGUCUCCGGUGACUGGGGCGGGGCAUCCGAAAGGAGGGCGCGAUAGAAGCCUUUCUGCCCAGGCACGGCAGAAGUGGGGAGCACUGCGCUAGCGAGCAAGAACUUCGUGCUCCUGCAAGGCGUCGCUGGCUGGAUUCUAACCAACGUGAACCUGAAUGACAAGAAACAAGCAAGUGCACAGGAAGAGCAGCGAAAGCGCAAGACCAGAAGAGAGGAGGUGACGGUAGAACGCUUCAGGAAACAUCCUCUCCAGAACAGGUGGGUCCUAUGGUUCUUCAAAAAUGACAAGAGCAAGACAUGGCAGGAGAACUUAAGACUUGUCACCAAGUUUGACACUGUGGAAGACUUUUGGGCGCUGUAUAGUCAUAUCCAACUGGCCAGCAAGCUGACCUCAGGCUGUGACUACUCUCUUUUCAAGGAUGGUAUUGAGCCUAUGUGGGAAGAUAAUCGGAACAAACGGGGUGGCCGCUGGCUUAUUGCACUGGCCAAGCAGCAGCGGCAUACAGAGCUUGACCAUUUCUGGCUGGAGACAUUGCUGUGUCUGAUUGGAGAAAUGUUUGAUGACUACAGUGAUGAUGUCUGUGGGGCUGUCAUCAACAUCCGUGCCAAGGGGGACAAGAUUGCAAUCUGGACCCAGGAGGCAGAGAAUCGAGAUGGAGUCACUCAUAUUGGGCGUGUGUACAAGGAGCGCCUGGGCCUGUCUUCAAAAGUGGUGAUUGGUUAUCAGGCUCAUGCAGACACAGCCACCAAGAGCAGUUCCCUCAUGAAGAACAAGUUUGUGGUGUGAGCGACUGCGGUAGAGCCUCCCAGUUGGCAGGAUCUUUGGGGCAGUUGGAGGGAGAUGGGAGGGAUUGGUAUAUAUUGCUUUGUUCUUGGGAAACUAAAAUAUUGUAGCUCAGCACUUAUAUGCUUGUGUCUUUGCCCAAGAUUGGAGGCUUGUGAAA
Messenger RNA from Eublepharis macularius, 1063 nucleotides. RefSeq names its product eukaryotic translation initiation factor 4E family member 1B (gene EIF4E1B). Gene Ontology annotation, biological process: translational initiation. Lineage: Eukaryota; Metazoa; Chordata; Lepidosauria; Squamata; Eublepharidae. Gene Ontology annotation, molecular function: translation initiation factor activity; RNA 7-methylguanosine cap binding. The record is from RefSeq and is a predicted model, not a curated record. Gene Ontology annotation, cellular component: cytoplasm; eukaryotic translation initiation factor 4F complex.